AUGCCGGCAAAAGAAAAGGAGCGGAAAGACCGAAGCGACCGCGUGCUCGUACUACCUACUCGAUAUUCUGCUUGCGGUCAUCCAUGCGAGCAGCUAGUGAACUCCUUCAAUCAGUUUCUCGAAGGAAAGGAAUCCAACAGCAGACGCGAGAUGAACUUCGUGCUUCCUCCAACUAUAGACCUGUUCAAAUUCCACCAAAUGUCGGAGGACAUGAGGAAGGUUGGUGAAGAGUUGGAGAAACAAUCGUCUGACAAGAAGGAGUGA
Messenger RNA from Cooperia oncophora, 264 nucleotides. The record is from the annotation of a GenBank genome assembly. NCBI's taxonomy places the organism in Eukaryota, Metazoa, Nematoda, Chromadorea, Rhabditida, Trichostrongylidae.